ACAAGAUGCCAGAAACCACGAGAACGGUUGUAGUAACAGGGUUUGGCCCAUUUGGCAACUACAAGGUGAAUGCGAGUUGGGUGGCUGUGCAGGAGUUGAAGAAGCUCGGGCUUGGAGACGACAUCCAGCUGGUUAUUGAAGAGAUUCCCGUUGAAUACAAUUCGGUACAAAAUAUUCUGCCAUCAUUCUGGGAAAAACACCAACCUCUGCUUGUCGUUCAUGUCGGGGUGUCGGGUCUGGCCACAGAGCUGACCCUGGAACAACAGGCACAUAACAGUGGCUAUGACAAAAUCGAUGUGUGUGGCGAGCAUCCCACAAUGCAUUGCUGUGUCGAAGGGGCCGAUGAUUGCCUGGUCUCAGAAAUCGAUAUGAAAUAUGUGUGCGCUGAGGUUAAUAAUUCUGGAUUAAAGGUCAAGGCUGUUGUGUCACAUGACCCUGGAAGGUAUCUCUGUGAUUUCUCUUACUACGUAUCUCUACACAUCGAUCGAUAUCGCUCAGCCUUUAUUAGUUUUCGCUGGUUUUGUUUCAGGUAUCUCUGUGAUUUCUCUUACUACGUAUCUCUACACAUCGAUCGAUAUCGCUCAGCCUUUAUUAGUUUUCGCUGGUUUUGUUUCAGGUAUCUCUGUGAUUUCUCUUACUACGUAUCUCUACACAUCGAUCGAUAUCGCUCAGCCUUUAUUAGUUUUCGCUGGUUUUGUUUCAGGUAUCUCUGUGAUUUCUCUUACUACGUAUCUCUACACAUCGAUCGAUAUCGCUCAGCCUUUAUUAGUUUUCGCUGGUUUUGUUUCAGGUAUCUCUGUGAUUUCUCUUACUACGUAUCUCUACACAUCGAUCGAUAUCGCUCAGCCUUUAUUAGUUUUCGCUGGUUUUGUUUCAGGUAUCUCUGUGAUUUCUCUUACUACGUAUCUCUACACAUCGAUCGAUAUCGCUCAGCCUUUAUUAGUUUUCGCUGGUUUUGUUUCAGGUAUCUCUGUGAUUUCUCUUACUACGUAUCUCUACACAUCGAUCGAUAUCGCUCAGCCUUUAUUAGUUUUCGCUGGUUUUGUUUCAGGUAUCGCUGUGAUUUCUCUUACUACGUAUCUCUACACAUCGAUCGAUAUCGCUCAGCCUUUAUUAGUUUUCGCUGGUUUUGUUUCAGGUAUCUCUGUGAUUUCUCUUACUACGUAUCUCUACACAUCGAUCGAUAUCGCUCAGCCUUUAUUAGUUUUCGCUGGUUUUGUUUCAGGUAUCUCUGUGAUUUCUCUUACUACGUAUCUCUACACAUCGAUCGAUAUCGCUCAGCCUUUAUUAGUUUUCGCUGGUUUUGUUUCAGGUAUCUCUGUGAUUUCUCUUACUACGUAUCUCUACACAUCGAUCGAUAUCGCUCAGCCUUUAUUAGUUUUCGCUGGUUUUGUUUCAGGUAUCUCUGUGAUUUCUCUUACUACGUAUCUCUACACAUCGAUCGAUAUCGCUCAGCCUUUAUUAGUUUUCGCUGGUUUUGUUUCAGGUAUCUCUGUGAUUUCUCUUACUACGUAUCUCUACACAUCGAUCGAUAUCGCUCAGCCUUUAUUAGUUUUUUGCUGGUUUUGUUUCAGGUAUCUCUGUGAUUUCUCUUACUACGUAUCUCUACACAUCGAUCGAUAUCGCUCAGCCUUUAUUAGUUUUCGCUGGUUUUGUUUCAGGUAUCUCUGUGAUUUCUCUUACUACGUAUCUCUACACAUCGAUCGAUAUCGCUCAGCCUUUAUUAGUUUUCGCUGGUUUUGUUUCAGGUAUCUCUGUGAUUUCUCUUACUACGUAUCUCUACACAUCGAUCGAUAUCGCUCAGCCUUUAUUAGUUUUCGCUGGUUUUGUUUCAGGUAUCUCUGUGAUUUCUCUUACUACGUAUCUCUACACAUCGAUCGAUAUCGCUCAGCCUUUAUUAGUUUUCGCUGGUUUUGUUUCAGGUAUCUCUGUGAUUUCUCUUACUACGUAUCUCUACACAUCGAUCGAUAUCGCUCAGCCUUUAUUAGUUUUCGCUGGUUUUGUUUCAGGUAUCUCUGUGAUUUCUCUUACUACGUAUCUCUACACAUCGAUCGAUAUCGCUCAGCCUUUAUUAGUUUUCGCUGGUUUUGUUUCAGGUAUCUCUGUGAUUUCUCUUACU
This is a messenger RNA of Gigantopelta aegis, 2119 nucleotides long. RefSeq names its product pyroglutamyl-peptidase 1-like. Gene Ontology annotation, molecular function: pyroglutamyl-peptidase activity. The coding region runs from base 6 to 1586 and encodes 526 amino acids. NCBI's taxonomy places the organism in Eukaryota, Metazoa, Mollusca, Gastropoda, Neomphalida, Peltospiridae. The transcript is spliced from 4 exons. The record is from RefSeq and is a predicted model, not a curated record. Gene Ontology annotation, cellular component: cytosol. Gene Ontology annotation, biological process: proteolysis.